Messenger RNA from Anopheles stephensi (Asian malaria mosquito), 3167 nucleotides. It is a transcript of the gene Rabex-5, whose product is annotated as rab5 GDP/GTP exchange factor. The transcript has 5 exons. The coding region runs from base 490 to 2925 and encodes 811 amino acids. Gene Ontology annotation, biological process: vesicle-mediated transport. Gene Ontology annotation, molecular function: DNA binding; small GTPase binding; zinc ion binding. The record is from RefSeq and is a predicted model, not a curated record. Lineage: Eukaryota; Metazoa; Arthropoda; Insecta; Diptera; Culicidae. Gene Ontology annotation, cellular component: cytosol; endocytic vesicle.
UUCCACACAACAAUAACAAGUCAUAGCAAACAGUGGAGUGGACGUACGGGUAAAAUUCCAAAAACAAACUGAGCAAAAAUUCUUCCAUAUGGCCACCCGUCACGGCCAUAAUCUGUAAUCUGUUGUGCGGUACUGUAGUCAUGUGCGUCGUCGGAACACGAUCUCUACAGGAGGAAUAGGUGCGAAAAGCGCCCUCGCUCAAUCCACUGUACCAAGAGGAAGCACCAGCGGCGGUGGAUCAGUAGUAGUACGCCCGUGUUGCACGGAACCCGUUUCAUCAUAAUUAUAUCGCCAACAGUCGAACCGACGACGGCAUUCCUUUCGCACGACGUGUUGUGCAAUCGCAUAUCUGUUGCAGCUUAGAAGGAGAAACAACCGGAAUGUGAUGUGGCGCCACCGAUUUGCGUACGGAACGUCGAUUUAAGUUUCCCCGUAGUACCCCUCGCCCGAUUGCCACAGAAGUGACCGCUUCCGGAAGUGCACGACACGAUGGAUAAGGUGGAAAAGAUAUUCUCCAUCAAAACGCCCCGCAUCAAGCAGAAGGAUUUGAAGUGCAGGAAUGGAUGCGGGUUUUAUGGGAACGCGCAAUGGAACGGGCUGUGCUCGAAGUGUUAUCGCGAACGGUCACAGAAGGAGCGGCACACGAAGCCAUUUCGACUGUCGAAGAGUAACGAUCAGUCACAGCAGGCUGCUCGCGAAUCGCUGCAAAUAGCUGGCGCAGAUCAGCCGACCGCUUCCAAUAGCAAGCACACGCACCAUCAACACCAACACCAGCAGCAGCAAUCGUUGCACUCGAAGCUAAUCCCCAAAUUGUCGGGCGAUCGGGAUGAGAAGAAGAAAAAGUUAAAUUUAAUAGAGCUAAUUAAAAAAUCCACCCCGGGACGAGAUUCGGACAAAUCGCGCCAUCACAGUAGGCAACCGGUGGAAAAGCUUGAGCAGGAGUACAUCGAUGCGCUGAAAGCGCUCAAGAUCGAGGAUGCGGCCAAACAGGAGCUGAAAUACUUCAUACACAUGCUGGACCAGCAGAUACGCAAAAAGUACACCACGGUUAGCGUGGACGAGCUGUCGGAGCUGGUGCAGAACGGGUACACCAAGUUCCGCGACUACAUGCACAUGGAAAACUCCAAGUUUGCCGGCGCGACGGAGGAUGUGCGCGAGCAGGUGCUGGAUUUUUUCGAACGCUGCAUUAUGACGAAAAACCACAAGUAUCUGUUUUCACCGCCGUCGACCGAGGACGAGGACAACGAUUCGUACAUUCACAAGCGCAUCCGGCAGCUGAACUGGAUUACGGCCGACCAUCUGAUGUGCAGCAUCGACGAGGUGAACUCGGAGGUGCGCGAGCUGGCGUACACGGCCAUCACCGAGCUGGCAUCGGUGGAUUCGUUCCUGUCGCCGCAGGAAAAGCUCGACUGCAUCGUGCGGUGCUGCAGGCACAUCUUUAGCUUCCUGAAGAAAUCGGUCGAAGGGCCGGCCAGUGCGGACGAUUUCCUGCCCGCGCUGAUAUUUGUGGUGCUGAAAUCGAACCCGGUGCGGCUGCACAGCAACAUCAACUUUAUCACGCGGUUCAGCAACGCGUCGCGGCUGAUGAGCGGCGAGGGAGGCUACUGCUUCACAAAUUUGUGCUGUGCAAUUUCGUUCAUCGAGAACAUUACGGCCGAAUCGCUCUCGCUGACGCAGGCCGAGUUUGAUAGUUUUAUGUCGGGCGAGCACGAGGGCACUUCGGCGUGGGAAAGUGCGCUGAUUGCGUGCGAAAGCCUGCACCAGAUAUCGGAAAACAUGAAGGUGAUGAAAACGAUUGGCUCGAAAAAGAACGAGCUGUACAAUGGGAUCAUUACGCUGAACGAGGAAAUCGAAACGUUUGGGCAAGAAAUCCGACAAACGGUCGCGGAGGUGCUUGAACGUACGCCGCUUGUACUGCAGCCCUGCAAAACUCCGGCCCGCGUCGUCGCCCUAAGACAGCAGUACAUGUCCUCCACGACAGCAUCCGCGUACGUGGACGCAGCAUCGGUACCACCGCCACAACCAUCACAGCCGGUUGGCGAAGGUCACUUUACCUCAAACCUGCUAGCCGUCAGCAAGACGGUCAACAUCGAGUCUGCCAACAGCAAACCAAAGAAAGCGACCGGCGAUGCUGAUGGCACGGUCGCCCACACAUCCAAUCCACUCGCGUCCGGUGGACCGUCGACCGGUGCAGUAGUCGACCAGCUGGUCCAGAGCCUCUCCAACACGCUAGCAACGCCGCUCGUAUCGGUCGAUGCCGGUCCAUCCGACCCGGUCGCACCAGCGUCACCAUUCUACGGUCUAAGUGCGAGCAAUUCGGCCGACCUCCUGUCGGCUUCGCCCUCCUUCGACUACAACAACAUCUUCGACGCGCAAUCGCUGGACGGGUUAGCCACACCGGACGAUCUGGCGACGGAUUUCAUCCGUGGCAUACGCAACAUCAACUACGAUUUUGAUUUUUCCGAUCACAGCGGUGACAACAGUACGGCGGAAGAGUUUGAUCCGCGCGCAACGUUUAAACCGAUCCCGACCGUUCCCGGUCAGCCGACGAAACCACCCAUCUCGCCGUUCGAUCUGGAAGAGUUUGAUCCGCUGUUGCAGAAAAGUCCCGAUGGCAGUGUACGGCGGCCUGCCGAACCAUUGUUACCGCUACCGUUACAACCAUCGUCGGCCGCUGCUACCGGUGGCAGCGGGAGUUUGCUAGACGAUUCACCCGGUUCGCUGAUGUUGGAAUCGCCGCUGAAGCCAACGGUGGCCGACUUUCAUGGACUGUCAUUGCACGGGUGCAACAUUCCGACGAUCACAUGUGCUACGGGCGUGCUGCAUCCACCGGCGGGGAGUGGUAGCCACAGUGGUGUUGGACAGAACGGCCCCAAAGCGAUGGGUGGCGAUCGGAAUGCUAACAAUGACACUAGUUUAAUCUAGACUCGGAUGCAAACGGAAAUUGGAAAUGGACACACACACACACACGCAGACAACACGCAAAGACAACACGGGCAGUUGAGACGGAGAAUAGUGACUUGUUAUUGUAUAUUUAGUAGCGGCGGAGAAGAAAAUGGAACAAAACUUGUUUGUUAUUUGUUUAGUACAAGAGAAAGAGAGAGAGAGAGAGACAGGGAGAAGAAGAAAAAAUAUAAAUACACUUAUUUGCUAAUUCAAUCGAUAAA